This is a messenger RNA of Lates calcarifer (barramundi perch), 1344 nucleotides long. RefSeq lists its product as uncharacterized. Bases 157 to 795 code for a protein of 212 amino acids. NCBI's taxonomy places the organism in Eukaryota, Metazoa, Chordata, Actinopteri, Centropomidae. Gene Ontology annotation, molecular function: chemokine activity; CCR chemokine receptor binding. Gene Ontology annotation, biological process: immune response; monocyte chemotaxis; positive regulation of GTPase activity. The transcript has 3 exons. Gene Ontology annotation, cellular component: extracellular region. The record is from RefSeq and is a predicted model, not a curated record.
UUCGUUAAAGCUACGAACGUACACAUUACACCUGCUGUGUGAGCGAGACUGAUUCUGACAACUUGUCAACCAAGCAACAAGAUUAUUUUCUGAGCGAUUCAGAUUGUAAAUGUUUGUUGCUUAGAGAUACUACACUCAGUCACAGACUUACUGAAGAUGAGAUCCAGCCUGGGGUUAGCCUGUCUUCGCUGCUUCAUCACAUGGAUGAGCUUGGUCCAUGCAACCCAUGGACCUAUGUUAAGCUGUUGCCUUAGGUGGUCCAAAACCAUAGUCCCACUUAACCGAAUCAAGCAUUACAUCAUCCAGACUGAAGGAAUCUGUCCCAGAAACGCUGUAGUGUUUCUGACGCAGUCUGGACUAAGACUUUGCGCCGACCCUGGGAGCGACUGGGCAAAAAGAGCCAUGCAGAAGUUGAACGAGAAAGCAAGAGCGUUGCUAAAGGUGAAACAGAAUGAACAGGAAUCAACAGGUGGCAUCACAGCAGCAAUGUCCACUACACCAAAAAUGGAGCAUGAAAGAAGGGCAGGACAGGAAAGAGGUGGCAAAGGAAGAGGUGGAGAGGUGCUGAAGGUGGAACAGAAUGAAGAGGGAUUAACAAGUGGCAUCACAACAGCAAUGUCCACUACACCAAUAUUGCACCAUGCAGGAAGGGCAGGACAGGAAAGAGGUGGCAAAGGAAGAGGUGGAGAGGUGCUGAAGGUGGAACAGAAUGAAGAGGGAUUAACAAGUGGCAUCACAGCAGCAGUAGAACAGAAUGAAGGAUCAAUGUGGCUGUGUCUGCUAGCUAACCAGUAACGUGCUACCUAGCUGGCAUGCUGGUGCUAACCAGCCACAAUAGCCCAUUAGCUAGCUUGGCCAAAGGCACAAUAAGUUUUGUUGUUUCUGUCAGGGCAGGGUCAACAUGUUCUCACUCCCAACUCAUCACAUAUGGACACUUGGGCUGCGGUGCAACAGUCCUUUUUGCUUAGGAAGGUUCCAAACUGAGUGAGAUGAGCCAGAAGCAUCUCAGUGGCAGCCAUGAUGAGCUGGUCCAGUUCUCUAAAUGUUAAGGAAAGGAGCUCCAGUGCUUCCUGUCUUAUCUCCUUUAGCAUAGGAUACACUGGACCUUCCUUUACAAAAGGAAAGGAGAGAAUGCCGUCCCAUAAUGCUUUGCAGCUGCAAUGUUUAAAGCAGCGUACAACAGAGCACCUGCUCAAUGUUUGUGACACGAUCCAAAAUCCUUCCACCUUCUAAAAAAAUAAAUUUUCUUUACUAAAUAAGGUCAAAGCAACAGGAGACCUUAUUGAAUUGUAGCCUACAGCACUGAGUUUGUCACUGUACAUGUCUUCCACAUGUUAUAAAUAA